AUGAGGAAUCGCGUUGUACGGAAGCUAAGCGGGCUUUCAGGGAUUUCCGAGAGUGACUUGUGGAUUGCACCCGUCGUCUUGCUCCUGGCCUGCGCCGCUCGUGGCGCAUUUGGCUGUGACGCCAACGAACCUGCCGUCAUGCACGGCAACGGCAACAGCAGAAGCCAUGCCAUCCCGCAUGGCAACGGCAGCAACAGGCACAUCGUCAUGCGUGGCGACGGCAGCAUGGGGCAUCGGAGGCAGCUGCAGCUGGUGGGGCAGGUGAAGACCUUCGAAGCCGAGCUGCAGUACUACGUGCCUGUCCCCAUCAGGACUCACCGUGAGAGGGCUAAUCUCCUCAUCGAGCCACUAGGCUUCGCGUUCAACUCGUCCAAUCAGCAGCGAGUCAUGCUGCACUACCUCGAGCACGACCCAAAAUGGGGCAUUCUCGCCCAAUGCCGCGGCGACACCUGUAUCCUACUCAGCAGAGCAGCAGGUGCACGUGCUGCCAGCGGCGUUCAGCUGGGCUUAUUCACAACUUCCACCACUUCAUUGUUUGAGAACAUGCCGCUGUUUGUCGUUGCCUCUAACUAUCCCCUCCAACGCACCCACCCAACCCCCCUCCCCUCCAAGCAGGUAUCCUACUCAGCAGAACAACAGGUGCACGUGCUGCCAGCGGCGUUCAGCUGGGCGUACUCGCAGGGGAACAACUUCUACCACUUCAUUGUUGAGACAAUGCCUCUCUUCCUCGUUGCUGCACCACUGCUGCCUCGCAUCCUGCCCUCCAUCCCCAUCCUCGCUGAAGACAUGCAGUGGGACGCAUACAAGCGCUUCGGCGAGGUGCUGAUAGGAGUGAAGUAUGGUGCAAUGCGGUCGCUGCCCCUCGUGAAGGCAGACCUCUUCUUUGUUCACACUCUCUACGAGGUCAGUGUAUGCCAGCUCCUGCUCCUGCUGCCCCUCGUGUGUGAAGGCAUAAGGGAGGCGAUUGCUACCCCUCGUGUGUGA
Molecule: messenger RNA, 984 nt
Organism: Closterium sp. Naga37s-1
Lineage: Eukaryota; Viridiplantae; Streptophyta; Zygnematophyceae; Desmidiales; Closteriaceae
Source: the annotation of a GenBank genome assembly